AUGGGUAACGGGAAAAGUCGUUACACGCACACCAUUACAGUCGGGAUGACUUCUCGGGAGGGGUUUUUUAGUGCCUCGCCGGUAUCACUCUAAUCAGUCUUGAGAUAUCUUGCAAAAAGAACAGUUGAAUUUCACCGAGGAUCGCCAAAAGUCACAAAAAAUCUAUCAAAAUGUUCAAGCAGCACCUGGAAAUGAUCGGAAGCUACGAGCCAAUCAGCAAGAAGGCUCGCUUCUUCAACACCUACCUGAAGUCGUUGAAGGGAUCCCAGGACAUCAUGGCCAAGGAGAAGAAGAACUAUAGCUCUACCUACGAGAGCGCGAGCAUCUACUCCGACUCCCAGCACGCCGUUGACCGCAUCCACUCCCCCGGAUACCAUUACAACACCGUCAGCAAGGACACCUACGGAGUCACCCCCGGAAGCUGAACGUGCGCGAUUUCGCUGUCCGUCGCUAAGCAUGUUACCGCCAGGAAAGUGUGGCCAAAGCCAGAAAAUGAGGCUUAAAUGAAACCAACAUUAGCAAGAUUUUUGACAUUUGAUGAUAGAAAAUCUUACAAAUGACUUUAUUUGGCGACCUCCCUCAAAGAACAACAACAACAACAACGAUACAAACAUCAACGAAAAACGGAACAACAAAAAUGAAGGACAUUCAAAACGCGGUUUAUCUCUCUUUCAACCAAAAACCGACCAAUCGUGACGAAAAUACAACUGACUUUACUCGACAAACAUUCGUUCAAUCAAUCAAUCAAUCGAUCAACUGUUCUCGAUAAGACUCAUUACCAAGGAAACGAACAGCAGUCAACAAUCGUUGCUUACCGAUCAAACACCGAUCGCAGUAAGCCAUAUUUGACAGGUAGAUGUAAGAUGAAAACAAAUGUAGAAGACCGAACCGAACAACAACAACAAUUGACAAAUUAAUGUAAAUAGACGAAAUGUGAACAAGACAGUGGCAGCUCCUCUCCAAGAAAAAAAAAACAACAACCAACAACAUCAUAUUUUAAAAUGGCAACAGCAGCAACACCAACUGGAAACCAGAAUUCAUGGUAUAGAAGACAACUUUAGCUUUACGUAAUAAUUAAAAGAAAGAAAAAAAACUUAUUUUAUUUCGACGAUUAAGUAACAACAACUAGAAGAAGAAGAAGAAGAUGCGCAGGAAACAUGAGAAUAAGCUUACUAACCCCGUAGUGUUUAAGAAGUAGAAAAACAGACACACAAACACACACAGACAAUACAGGACCGUAGUUUAUGUGCAGAAAAGGAAAAGCGGAGAAAAUGUGAACCAGGAGUUUACUAAUCGUGACUACCAUUAAAUCAAGACUCGUUAAGGUGUAGAAUCACAGACGCAGACAAUGUGGAACACAUAUAUAAGAACCUCUAUUUUUCUUUUCAUUUAUUUUAUUGUGUACUCUUAAUGUUUUAUUUGUAAUCAAGGCUGUAAACUAUGACAAAAAUACGAGUUCAAUAAAAAGACCAAAAAAAGACGAAA
Messenger RNA from Armigeres subalbatus, 1485 nucleotides. RefSeq lists its product as uncharacterized. The record is from RefSeq and is a predicted model, not a curated record. The transcript is spliced from 4 exons. NCBI's taxonomy places the organism in Eukaryota, Metazoa, Arthropoda, Insecta, Diptera, Culicidae. The coding region runs from base 171 to 425 and encodes 84 amino acids.